Molecule: messenger RNA, 2668 nt
Organism: Cyprinus carpio (common carp)
Lineage: Eukaryota; Metazoa; Chordata; Actinopteri; Cypriniformes; Cyprinidae
Product: transmembrane protein 39A-like
Exons: 9
Coding region: 339-1874 (511 amino acids)
Biological process (GO): negative regulation of autophagosome assembly; negative regulation of autophagosome maturation
Cellular component (GO): endoplasmic reticulum membrane
Source: RefSeq, a predicted model, not a curated record
AUGCCGAUCAGCCAAAAAGUAUGACAUUAACCUAUCCUUGACCACGUUUUCCUUUAGUGUACAGCGCCUGCGCAUCACACCCGUCGCAUCUCUGAUGGCGUCAUGUGACGCAGCCGUCGGUUUGCCACGUCGGUAUGUAACUGCAACGCGAGGAACUUCUGCAAGUUUGUGUUUUGCAUUUUAAGGCCGUUAAUAACGAGCAGCACGCGACUGCAACAACACGCGAAACAAAAUCUCCACACGGUCUCAUUAGAAACCCCACAGUCUCAUUAUUACAGAGAGAGAAACAAAUGAGGUUGUUACAGAGUUUAGGUGACUGAUGUCUGCGCUCAAGAUUGAUGUGCGUGUCCAGGCUGCAUUGGGCCAAGACGUGUGGACGUGGUCACAGGGAGCCGCAGACGGAGAUGCCCGGGGGCCGCAGGGGUCCAAGUAGACAGCAGCUGAGCCGCUCUGCACUGCCGUCACUGCAGACACUGGUGGGCGGUGGCCUCAGCAAUGGAGCGGGGCUCCGGUGCAGGAACAGCGGUGCAGUGGGUCUGUCGGCUCCACCCCUCACAGCUCUCAUCACUCCUGAACCCGUCCGUCAUUCCUGCAUUCCCGACCUUCCUCUGGACAGUAACCUGCUGUUUGAGUCACUGCUUUUCCUCUACCUGCUGGUGGCUCUCUUCGUUCAGUACAUAAACAUUUAUAGGACGGUGUGGUGGUCUUCAUACAACCACCCAACAGCCUCUACUUCAAUGAACUUCCAUCUGAUGGACUAUCACCUGGCUGUCUUCAUCACCGUGAUGUUGGCCAGAAGACUAGUGUGGACCAUCAUCUCAGAGGCCUCUCUGGCGUGUCCAUCGUCUUUUGUUUGGUACGUGGCUCUGAUUGCGACCCGCUUGAUCCUGCUGACGUUGUGUGGAUGGGUUCUAUGCUGGACCCUCAUCAACCUCUUCGACAGUUACUCCGUACUCAACCUGCUCUUCCUGGGCUAUCCGUUCGGUGUUUAUGUGCCGCUCUGCUGCUUCCAUCAGGAGGGUCGAGCUCAGUCCACUCCACCCGAAUGCAGCUUCUCAGAGCAGGAUGGGUCCGAUGGGCCUCCGCUGCGGCCCAAAGACUUCCUCGCGCUGCUGCGUGAAAACCUGCGUGAGCAGUUCUCCAGCCCCGCACACAUCCCCACACACACCUGCCCGCCUUCACCUGAGCUCAUCCGCAGUGAAGUGGAGGAGCUCAAGACCGACUUUAACCGCCGCAUCAAGGAAGUGCUCUUCAAUUCACUCUUCAGUGCUUAUUAUGUGGCCUUCCUACCACUGUGCUUUGUCAGGAGCACGCAGUACUACGACAUGCGCUGGUCGUGUGAGCACCUGAUCAUGGUGUGGAUCAAUGCGUUUGUGAUGUUGAUGAGUCAGCUUCUGCCACCCAGUUACUGUGACCUGCUGCACCGCUCCGCUGCGCAUUUGGGCCGCUGGCAGAGGCUGGAACACGGAUCCUACAGCAAUACGCCCCAGCACAUCUGGUCUGAGAGCACCAUCUGGCCUCAGGGAGUCCUCGUGCGUCACAGCCGCUGUCUUUAUAAGGCUGUUGGGCCGUAUAAUGUGGCCUUGCCCUCCGACGUCUCGCAUGCCAGGUUUUAUUUUCUGUUCCAUAAGCCGCUGCGGAUCUUGAACCUUCUCAUUGGGAUUGAGUCAAGCGUGAUACUUUAUCAGCUUUACUCACUGCUGCGCUCCGAGCGCUGGAACCACACGCUCUCUCUGGGCCUUAUCCUCUUCUGCAACUAUUACGUGCUGUUCAAGCUGCUGCGGGACCGUAUUGUGCUGGGUAAGGCGUAUUCGUACCCACUCAGCAGCAGCGGUCUGGGCAUUAAGAGCAAGGAGAUGAAGCCAGAUCCCUGAAACAAUAUUGAGUCAGGAAGAGACUGGGAACUUUUGUUGCUUUUGAUACAGUCUAUUUUCGUGCAACGUUUGUAUCUAUUUAAUAAAAUAUUUUAUUUUGUAUACUGUUAUACACAACAAGAAGACGGGCAUUACCUUACGACACACUGUCAUAUCCUUUUGUAGCCCGCAUCUCACAUGAUGUCCAAAUUCAGCCAAAGAUUGAAAAGAGAAAAAACUGGAAGAGCUAAUCCCAACCAAUCAUGAUGAAGGACUGGAAAGUCCAGUUCAUUUAGUGCUGUUUGAUCAUUUCCACUGUUACUGUGUUUUGAGUAUUAUCUGUUUAUAGUAUCUUUGUGUCCACUUUGUUUCAAUCAAACUUUGUAGAAAAACAGCACUGACAGGAUCUAUUUUUAAAGCUUGCGCGAUUAGCAUCCUUAUUUCCUAUUCAUGUUAACUCUGUGCCAAAUCCCAAGGGGCCAUGAGCCAUUGGAGUGGGCGUGGCUAGUGCGCUCUGAGCAGAGCCUGUGGACUGUCAGGUUUGCAGUAUUUUACAAAACUGCUUUGUUUCAAAGUACAGAUGCCAUAAACAGGAAUAAAAAACAAAAACAUGUCAAGUGCCCAUUUUUCUCAGAUCUGUUGGUGGAUCAUCGUUACCACGAAAACUGUCAAGAAAUAUCUGGGUCUUACCUCACACCAAGAUAAAAAUAAGACAUGAUCAAGAAAAUUAAACCAUUAAGAUUUUCUUUACAUUAUGACAGUAUAUUUGUUUUUCAUAUUACAGUAAUUUUGAGGUGUGCUAAAUGUGAAAGUGC